AUGGUCAUGAAUUUACCACUACACAUACAACAUGUCCUUGCAAGCAAACUGCAUUCUAUAGUCAAAUCGUGGCCUUUUAGAGGCUGGGAUUUAGAUUUGGUUAGGGAAAUUCGACCACCAUCAUCUAAAAGUCAGAGAUUUGGAAUCCCAGAGACCAUUACAACGGAUCAGGGAUUAGUGUUUACUAGUCGAAAAAUGCAAGAAUUUGCUAAGGAAAUGGGUUUCAAAUUAUUAACUUCUACGCCAUAUUAUGCUCAUGGUCAGGUUGAAGCAUCGAACAAGGUGGUGAUUAGUUUGAUUAAGAAACAUGUGGGUAAGAGGCCCAGAAAUUGGCACAAGACUUUAGAUCAGGUUUUGUGGGCGUGUAGAACCUCCCCCAAAGAAGCCACUAAUUCGACUCCAUUUCGACUAACUUUUGGUCAUGAUGCAGUUUUACUAGUCGAGAUUUACCUACAAUCAACAAGAAUUCAUAGGCAUAAUGAGAUUCCAUCAGAAUCAUAUUGGAACAUGAUGCUUGAUGAGUUAGUUGAUCUAGAUGAGGAGAGACUCAAUGCCUUGGAAUUAUUGAAAAGUCAUAAGAAUAGAGUAGAGAAAUCUUAA
Lathyrus oleraceus (garden pea) is the source of this 600-nucleotide messenger RNA. RefSeq lists its product as uncharacterized. Gene Ontology annotation, molecular function: nucleic acid binding. The record is from RefSeq and is a predicted model, not a curated record. NCBI's taxonomy places the organism in Eukaryota, Viridiplantae, Streptophyta, Magnoliopsida, Fabales, Fabaceae. Bases 1 to 600 code for a protein of 199 amino acids. Gene Ontology annotation, biological process: DNA integration. The transcript has 2 exons.